AUGCCGCAGAAAUCAAGGUGGACUGUCGAUAUCCCCAUUAUCUCACUCCCAUCACUACUGCUAGGAGACCCAUCCGCGUUACUACCAGAUACUCCUGCGUAUAUCGACGCCCAGGACCCUGACCGACUGAAGUUAUCAUGGAGAGAUUAUGCACUAUGGUGUAAAAGAGUCGCAGCAGGACUGCUUGAUGCUGGUCUUUGUCCCAAUGAUCGUGUUUUGGUCUACUCAGGCAACAAUAUCUUCUUUCCGGUGGUUUUCAUGGGAGUGAUCAUGGCUGGCGGGAUCAUCUCAACCGCGAACCCAGCUUUUGUAGGACGAGAGCUUGCAUACCAGAUUAAGGAUUCACAACCCCGAUUCCUAUUGAUUGCUGAAGCAAGCAUUGCGAGUGCACGAGAAGCCGCCAGGCUCGCAAACUACAGUCCUCACCGGAUUUCCAUCUUUGAUGAUGCGCCGCCGCUAGGAUCUGGCGGCCAAGAUGUUGGAGAAAUUCGCCACUGGAAACACAUGAUCGCAACUAAAGAAAGGACGGAGGGCUUUCGUUGGAAAGAGAUGCGGACAAUAGAGGAUGCCCGACAAACCGCUGCCUUGUUGUAUUCUUCCGGCACCACAGGCGUGCCCAAGGGCGUGGAAAUCACCCAUUACGGUCUCGUUGCCAACUGCGUUCAACUUGGCCAUCUUCGCACGCUGGAUCCUAACAGGACUAAGCCACAGCGCCUCUUAGCAGUUUUACCGAUGUACCAUGGACUCGGGUUACUGACUUUUGCCACAAUGGCCCCUUAUUAUAGGCGGCCAACGGUCAUCAUGAAACGCUAUAGUUUGUUAGGGAUGCUGGAAAAUAUUCAACGAUUCCAAAUCACAGAGUUGAUGCUUGUUCCUCCGAUUCUUGUUGCUAUGGCCAAUAGCCCAGAGGCAAGAAUGGGCAGUUACGAUCUCUCGAGCAUACGCAAAGUAAGUGUGGGAGCUGCACCACUGUCACGAGAAAAAUGCGAAGAAUUAGAGACGCUGUGGCCCAAAGGUCAUGUCAAUGUCAAGCAAGGAUGGGGAAUGACAGAGUUUGACAGCACAGUUCUUAAUGGCUUGGGUAACUUAUCACUGACAUUACUUAGGCUGCCAAUCUCGAUCCUGAAUUGGGACGAACGUGAAGUCUCCAGAACUCAAGCGGUGGGCGAACCGGUGGCAAAUUGUGAGGUGAAAAUCAUGGACGAUGAAGGCCUAAAAGAGGUCAUUCCCGGCCAGGCAGGUGAGCUAUGGUGCAAAACACCAACAAUGAUGAAAGGCUAUUGGGGCAAGCCGGAAGAAACAGCCAAGGUUGUUACACCAGAUGGUUGGCUGAAAACAGGGGAUAUCGCUUUUGCAGACGGGAACGGCAAAUAUGUCAUAAUUGACAGAAAGAAGGAAUUGAUUAAGGUGAAGGGCAAUCAGGUUGCACCUGCUGAGCUAGAAGCCUUACUACUAGAGCACCCGGACAUCCUAGAUGCUGCGGUAAUUGGCAUUGAGCGAAACGAGGACCAAAUACCGCUUGCAUAUGUCGUCAGAAAAUCUGGAAGCCAGGUCUCCGCAGAUGCGAUCUUGCAGUAUAUGGCCGAGAGGACUGCGAAGAUCAAGCGUAUCGCGGGCGGAAUUAUUUUUUGUGACAUGAUUCCAAAGAAUCCGUCGCUUCUUGAUCGGGUUGUCGAAGAAAUUCAAGCCGACGGUGGGAAAGCAGUAGCAGCCUACGGCGGCCCAUGCGACGGUGGCAGUAUUGUUGAUGUCGCGAUCAAGAACUUCGGGCGAAUUGACGUCCUGAUCUGCAAUGCUAUGCCCAAGGAUGAUCCUUCAUGGGAUGAGCUUCAGGAUCACGACUGGAAUUCUCUCCUUGAAGACAGCUUCAAACUGACCUACAAGGCAAGCUCACGCCUGCUAACAGAGCGUACAUGCUGCUUGGCCCUAUUUCAAGCAGCAGAAGUACGGAAGAAUCAUCAGUACAAGCUCAGUGCUAGCCGACACGAGCUCAGGAGACACUAUAUUGCAGUCUGGUAUGUGAAGCAAGAUCGUUUCCAGGAUCUCUCAAGGUUUAACUUGAUAGCCGCAAAAUUCGGUCACCUAGGCUUCAUGCAGACUAUCGCGAGAGAAGGCGCCAGAUACAAUAUUAUCGCUUGUACGUUGGCCACCCCAGUGGCUGAGACUUCUACCACAGUGCCAACGCAGAGUGUAAUGGAUGGUGUGCUGCAUUCCGUUGCUGUCCUAUCGCAUCCAUCAAACUGUGAUAUAACUGGACACCUUUAUCACGUAGAGGGAAGACAGCUCAAGAUGCUUCGCUGGCAACGAGCGGCAGGUGGGUGGCAGAAUCCGGAUACAGGAAUGACGCCAGCUUCGAUACAAAGCAGGUGGCCCGAUAUCAACGACUUUGCCAAAGGCUCGUAUCCGAACUCGUCGUCAGAUUUCCAGGCCGUUGUGGCCAAGACCAAGAAGUUAAGGCCAGGAGGCCCUGGUAAAGACAUCAGAUUUGAUGGAAAGGUGGUUCUUGUCACUGGUGCAGGUUCAGGGCUAGGCCGAGCAUACGCUUUGCAAUUCGCGAAGCUCGGUGCAAAAGUUGUGUUGAAUGACGUAAAAAACCCGUCUUCAGUUGCCGCAGAGAUCAGAAAUGCAGGAGGUACGGCACACACUGUCAUUCACUCCGUCACUGAAGGCGAGAAAAUCGUCGCCGACGCAUUUGACAAGUUUGGCCGCCUCGAUGUGGUCGUCAAUAAUGCAGGGUUUGUGCGAGAUAAAACGAUUGCUAAUAUGACUGAUUCCCUAUGGGAUACUAUCAUGGAUGUUCACCUGAGAGGCACGUAUAGGAUCACAAAGGCGGCGUGGCCCCACUUCGUACGCCAGGGUUAUGGUAGGGUUGUGAACAUUACCAGCACCAGCGGCAUCUAUGGUAACUUUGGACAGUCCAACUAUUCUCUAGCAGUAAGACGCGCGGCAUGUUUUGCGGUGGAUAUUGCUAAUAACUUUCAGAAAUGCGCGAUCAUUGGUUUUUCGAGUGCCCUGGCACACGAAGGAGCCCUGCAUAACAUCACUGUCAAUGCUGUAGCUCCCGUGGCGUCGACUCCUGGCCUCGCAGGUGCGCUCCAGGGGAGCAGUACGGAGAUCUUGCCUCAGUUCUCAGCGCCUUUUGUGGCAUUGAUGUGCUCUAACAUUGUGCCUUAUCCAUCAACAGGGGGCUUGUACGAGAUUGGUGGUGGCUGGCAUGCACGUACAAGGCUAGAGGCCAACGGGGGUAUUGAAUGGAACGAGACUGAGCACCUCGGUGGUGAGGAGGCGUUGAAAUGCCUAGCCACGAUUACGAAUUUUGAACUAAAGUCAUAUCCUGAAGAGUACGAGAAUGGUCUUAAACGUCUCCAUGACCAAGUUUACCGACAAGGCACUUUGGGCAGAAUCGAGGAUGCGAAAAAGGUCCAGGGAGAUGGGUCCAUAUUCGAGUACACGCAGAGAGAUGCCAUUCUAUACAAUCUCACCCUGGGAGUCAAGUGGACGGAAAUCCCGCUGAUCUACGAAAAUGACAAGAAAUUUCAAGUACUCCCAACAUUCGGAGCAAUCCCAUGGUUUCGAACCAAAUUGCCUUUUACUUACCACGAACUAUUGCCGCAAUGGGAUCCUCUGAAACUCUUACACGGUGAGAUUUAUCUCGAGAUUCGAAAAUAUCCUGUUCCCACCAGGGGGAAGCUUGUUACGUAUCCGAAAUUGCUCCAUGUGCUGGAUAAAAGCAAGGCUGCUGUUGUCACAAUAGCGUACACAACUCGCGACAUUAGCACAGGAGAAGAUAUAUUCUACAAUGAGUCCUCAGCAUACAUUCGGGAUGCCGGAAACUUCGGUGGUCCAUCUGAACCUACUAUAUCAGAACCUCCAAGCCGCCCACCACCGCGCGAACCGGAUUUCAUGCGAGAAGAGAAAACAACAGAAGAGUCAGCUGCUCUAUACCGCCUUAACGGCGAUACCAAUGACUUACACAUAGAUCCUGAAGUAGCACGGCGGACUGGUUUCGAAAGACCUAUUCUUCACGGUCUUUGCUUUUUUGGCAUAUCAGGAAAGCACAUCUACCAGCAAUAUGGGCCGUACAGAAACAUUCGUGUCCGUUUCGCUGGUACGGUGGUGCCUGGGCAGACGCUACGAACUGAAGCUUGGGUCUUUGCCGAAGACAAUCUGGUAUUGUUUCAGACUAGAGUGCUUGAGACCGACAAGCUGUGUAUCACUGGUGGUCGAGCUGAGCUCCUUGAGCUACGAGAACAAAGCAAAUUAUAG
This is a messenger RNA of Exophiala bonariae, 4266 nucleotides long. RefSeq lists its product as uncharacterized. The record is from RefSeq and is a predicted model, not a curated record. Gene Ontology annotation, biological process: secondary metabolic process. Gene Ontology annotation, molecular function: CoA-ligase activity. Lineage: Eukaryota; Fungi; Ascomycota; Eurotiomycetes; Chaetothyriales; Herpotrichiellaceae. The transcript has 7 exons. Bases 1 to 4266 code for a protein of 1421 amino acids.